This is a messenger RNA of Penaeus indicus, 3363 nucleotides long. RefSeq names its product WD repeat-containing protein 43-like. Gene Ontology annotation, cellular component: nucleolus. The transcript is spliced from 12 exons. The coding region runs from base 144 to 2084 and encodes 646 amino acids. Gene Ontology annotation, biological process: maturation of SSU-rRNA from tricistronic rRNA transcript (SSU-rRNA, 5.8S rRNA, LSU-rRNA). The record is from RefSeq and is a predicted model, not a curated record. Gene Ontology annotation, molecular function: protein binding. NCBI's taxonomy places the organism in Eukaryota, Metazoa, Arthropoda, Malacostraca, Decapoda, Penaeidae.
GGCACGUGUGGCUCUGCUCCGCGACGAAGGACGGAGGCGCACUGACGACAGCCUUUCGGGAAUCGCCAGCGGAAUUCGAUGGAAUUGUGGAGUGAGAGUAGCAUUUGAAAGAGUGACCUUUCAAAAAUAAAGUUCUUAAGGGCAUGGCGAGAGAUAAACUAGUUUGCUUCUCACCUACGGGUGAGAAGCUGGCACACAGUGGACUAGAUGGUAUAUUACGAAUCUGGAAUACUGUAUCUGGAGUCCUAGAGCAUGAGUACCAGCCAGCAGAACACCUCACAGCAACAACCUCUUGCAUCAGAUAUUCACCUCAUACACCCAAAAAGAAUAAUAAAGGCCAGAAGAAUGAAGACACCAACAAAAAUAGUUUAAUAGCAAUGGGAACAUUAGCAGGAACAAUUAUACUCUAUAGUCCUGAGAAAAGGGAAGUCAUAGCCACACUUGAGCAUGGUCCUACAAAUGCUGUUUUAGAUAUAGCAUGGGGAGGCCCAAAAAAACUCUUUUCACUUGGUGAAGAUAACAUCGUGGUCGAGUGGGACAUCGUCUCGGGAAAGAAAAUUUUGGCUUCACCAGUAAGUGGAGGAACUUCGCUAUGCUACAUUGACAAAAAGACAUUAGUAGUCGGUCAUAGAAGCCUAGAAGUUGUCUCUUUGUUGAAGAAUGAAAGCAGAGUCAAGGUCAAGAAAAAAUUCACAGGCCACAUGUCCCUAAUUACUCAGCUUCUCUCUGUUUGUCCCGAAGAAGGUUCACCCAGAUACUUUCUUUCCUCCUCUGAAGAUGACAGAUAUUUCUAUGCCUGGGACUUGCAAAAGGAGGAUUCUGAACCUGUUGGAAGUUUUAUGGUAAAUGACACGAUUUUGUCAGUGGCAGCAGGAGAAAUGAAAGAAAGUACGGUAUUAAUGGCAGCAGUUACCAGCAGAGGUGUCCUUGUUCUCUUCAGACAACACUUAAAUGGAAAUGUAAAGAGGCAAGCAGUUAAAUCAAUAGGAAAGUUGAAAAUAACUGCAAAAUCCAAAAGCAAGCCAUCGACUAUACCUAUUGUGUCAGCCUUCUUUUGUAAUGACAGUACAUCUCAUAUUACCAUUGCAUACGGCAGUUCAUCAGUUCUGAAAUUUGAGAGACUAAGCGUAGAAGAAAUAUUGGCCCAAAAAGAGAUAGUAAGAGAAGAUCCUAACAAAACAUCUGUCACAGAAACCUCUUUAAUCAAAACAGUGACACCUAAGGUUACAAAAAAAGCUACCAUAGUCAGCCAUUAUACAUCACUUUCACAAAGUGAAAACAAAAGAAAAUUAGGCGAUGAGGAUGGUGCUGCAGCCCUGCCCAUGGAGGAGAGGCUCAACACCCUGGUAUUAGACACGCCAACAGUACAGGGAGAAAUACCAAAGGCUGAUAACCUUACACAGUUACUUCUUCAGGGUUUACAUAGUAAGGAUAAACGUCUACUAUCUGGUGUAUUUGAUCGUAGAGACCAAAAUUUGAUCAACAACACCGUACGCAGACUCCCAGUCCAAGCUGUGGUACCACUUAUAGAGCAUCUGCAGACACUUGUCAUGGGCAAAGGGCACAAACACUUUGGUUAUGUCACCUGGAUUCGUGCGGUUUUAUAUUAUCACAUGAGCCAUCUGAGUACAGUUCCAAACCGCAUGGAAUUGAUGAGACCAUUCUUCUCUGCAAGUGCAUCAAAAUUGUCAACACUCAUCCAGGUGAUGCAGCUUCAUGCUAGACUUGACCUGAUGUUGAACCAUGUUGCCACAAGACAUCAAGAAGAAAAGCAGGCAGAGAUAGAACCAGAUGCCAUGUUGGUAUAUAGAGAUGACUCUUCAGAUGAUGACGACAACAUGCUAGAUAAUGUCUUGGGAGUAUCUGAGUCAGAAGACCAGUGGGAUGAGAUGUCUGACUAUGGAGAAGUCAAUGGCCACUCAGAUGCAGACUCAGACAUGGAAGCAGAUGACACUGUGUCGGCAGUCAAAAGAAAAUUGGAAGAGGAGCAAGUAGUGCUGGACAGUGAUAGUGAGGAGGAAGAUGACUCUGAGGAAAGUGAAGAUGAAAAUGAAAUUGAAGUAGAUGAUAGUGACGAUGACUGAAUUACAGAGUAAAAUACCACUCCACAGAAGCACAGGAGUUCUCAUACUUUUUAUGUGAGCUGGGCAAUGUCAGUGUUACGGAAAGAAAAGUGAUCUCUAAUACUCUUAUUGAGUGAUAUAUGUUUAUGAAGUAUCAUGUUGGAGAAUUACAUAACACUAUUACAUAUUACAUAACAAAUCAGUCUGACCAAGAUGUAAUAAACCCAUCAUUAAUUUAUAUUAGUCAGUACAUAGGAACAAUAUUUGAAAGUAUACAAGAUCCAUUACCAAGCAAGUAACUAAGCCACACUUCACACCGAUUUAGAUUACUCAAAUGCAAAUCUAUAUCACCCUGGAUGCUUUCCAUUUCUUCUCAUUGGACUGCGUCUUUCAAGACAGAUAUUUGAUAUUGACACGUUUACAUUAUUCCUGGCAAGCAUUUGAAGAGAGUAGAGCUCUGACUUUUACAUUUAGCAUAUGGUGUGGGAAGCUUUGUAUGUGAGACGUCCUAUCUUCAAAAGUGAGUGAUAAAAUGAUGAAUGGAAAAGGAAAUUAAAAGAAACUACAAAUGCAUAUAGAUGUAUUUUUAUUAUAAAGUGUCCAUUGGACACAUAGUAUAUAAUUAUAUAGAACAAUCAUAAAGUUUUGGACAUUGAGGUAACUUUAUAUAUCCUGGCAUCAGGAUUGUACACUUUUUGAUAUUCAAGAGAAUACUAUAGCAAUUAUGGAAGGGAUAUGUAACAUGCUUCAGAAAUAAAGAAAAUAAGAUGUCCAUUUGUUAUGCUUUGUUAUAAGUAAUGUUGAACAUUUGAAAUUUACUUGUACACACAUUUGGCAGUUUGUAAUAAUACAAAUGAAGGUUAAUUAUGUGAAUAAUGUUUGAUAACCUCCCUUUCUCAUUUGUAGUUUAUUUAAAGAUCAAUCGCGUAAACAUUUUCCACAAAAAGAAAGUGGGGAGUUUACAUCCAAUCCAAUCCUUCAGUUGCUACUAUUCUCCUAAGCUGUGAAUUCCUGCAUGACUGGAAAAUUUAUUUUGUCAUAUAGAUAGUUUAGCCUUUCAUGUUGGGUGUAUGUUGAUACUAUACUUUGUUCACACAUUUAAGUAUUUUUGUCACAAGACCCUCUUUUUUUUGUCUUUUUGUUGUGAUUCACACAAUAUGUUUAAAUUGUGUUUGAUGUAUUUGUCACAUACUGACUUUCUGUGGUGGGGGAAUAUUUUUUUCUAUAAUUUAUAUCUUCAGUUAUUUUUAAUUAAAAAGAAUAAGACCAAUUUUAUCAUGACAAGUUGCAUACAUUUUAU